ACAUACACCCCUUCCUCUCUCCUUUGCAAAACCCUCAUUUCUCUCCAAAGUUCUUUUCUUUUCUUCCUCUUAUCUUCUUCUGUGAGCAAAGAGAGAAAGAAAGAAAAUGAGGACUUCAAUGUUUAGAUCUGUUGAAUCAGCAAUCAGAAGAGUAUCUACAUCUUCACCAUCUACCAGUACAUCUUCUACUCAUUUCGCUAGACGAUGUUUCUCAUCAGAAUCAGCUCCAGCUCCAGCCCGAAAAGUUGCAGUAUUAGGUGCUGCUGGAGGGAUUGGUCAACCUUUAGCUCUUCUAAUGAAGCUUAACCCACUUGUUUCUAGUCUUUCACUUUAUGAUAUUGCUGGAACUCCUGGUGUUGCUGCUGAUGUUAGCCAUAUCAACACCAGAUCUGAGGUUGCUGGAUAUAUGGGCGAAGAUCAAUUGGCUCAAGCUUUAGAUGGAUGCGAUCUUGUUAUUAUCCCAGCUGGUGUACCACGAAAGCCUGGAAUGACUCGUGAUGAUCUUUUCAAUAUCAAUGCUGGUAUUGUUAAGACUCUUUGCACAGCCAUCGCUAAGUACUGCCCACAUGCUUUGGUGAACAUGAUUAGCAACCCUGUAAAUUCAACUGUGCCAAUUGCUGCUGAGAUUUUCAAGAAAGCUGGAACAUAUGAUGAGAAGAGACUCUUUGGAGUUACCACACUGGAUGUGGUUAGAGCUAGGACUUUCUUUGCUGGAAAGGCAAAUGUUAACGUAGCUGAUGUCAACGUUCCUGUUGUUGGUGGACAUGCUGGAAUUACCAUUCUCCCACUCUUUUCUCAGGCAACACCAAAGGGAAGCAAUCUAUCAGACGAACAGAUUACAGCUCUUACCAAGAGAACACAAGAUGGUGGAACAGAAGUUGUUGAAGCCAAGGCUGGAAAGGGAUCUGCAACUCUAUCCAUGGCUUACGCUGGAGCUGUCUUCGCUGAUGCUUGCUUGAAGGGCCUCAAUGGGGUUCCAGACAUUGUGGAAUGUUCUUACGUUCAAUCAAACAUCACUGACAUUCCAUUCUUCGCUUCUAAGGUAAGGCUUGGAAAGAAUGGCGUUGAAGAAAUACUUGGAUUGGGUCCAAUGUCCGACUUCGAGAAAGAAGGCUUGGAGAAACUCAAGCCUGAACUCCUAUCCUCUAUUGAGAAGGGUGUCAAAUUUGCAAAUCAGUAAUUAGUUUAACAAAAGGUUUUUGAUCUAUUUCUUAUUUCUUUGAGCGAAAAUGUUUGGCUGCUGAAUGUGGCAAAAUCUUCCCGGGUAUAAUUUUUCUUGUCAGAAGUAAUCGGCAGGUUGUAUGGUUAAUAAUCAAUCCUUUUGGAAGAGUGUCUGAAAUAAUAUUCCAAACAAAGCUUUCUUAAAUUCUAAAAUGCCCGAUAUUUUGCAUUGUA
Papaver somniferum (opium poppy) is the source of this 1395-nucleotide messenger RNA. RefSeq names its product malate dehydrogenase 1, mitochondrial-like. Gene Ontology annotation, cellular component: cytoplasm; mitochondrion. Gene Ontology annotation, molecular function: L-malate dehydrogenase (NAD+) activity. The record is from RefSeq and is a predicted model, not a curated record. The transcript is spliced from 7 exons. The coding region runs from base 107 to 1180 and encodes 357 amino acids. Gene Ontology annotation, biological process: tricarboxylic acid cycle; malate metabolic process. NCBI's taxonomy places the organism in Eukaryota, Viridiplantae, Streptophyta, Magnoliopsida, Ranunculales, Papaveraceae.